CGAUUGCGUAAACAUUUUGUGUAUGUGCUCUUCCAAUUUUGAGGACCUCAGCUGAUGCCGCAGUUCGCUGGCAGCGUGGAUGCAGGACAGUUCAGCAGAAAAUGGAUGAAUCGACGGCGAUCGUCCAGCUGACCACGGCAUGUCCGUGCUGCAACCACGCGCACCCCCAGCAGUUGCCGCCAGCGUCCACCUCCAACCCCACAAUUCCGAAAUCAAUUCAUGAGAGGGCGAGAUUGUCACCCGUGGCCACGCCGUCGGUGAGCGUUUCGGAUAUCCCACAACAAGUGCAGCGCAACACAAGAGCCAGCCUGAGUGGCAGUCAAGCGCUGCUUAACAGUAUCACUGGUGGACUAUUCUCAGGUGAAAGACGAAAUUCAACGGCAUGGAACACCCGAGUGGGUUUGGGCGAGAGAAGGCCCUCGGCGCUCAUCCAAAUGGGCAAUUGCGGUGCUUGCGGCGAACAAAGACGCUACUUGAUGAGCUUUAUGCGCGGGGCCCAACAGCAGCAGGCGGCGGUGCGCUCCCCCGUGGUCUUGGAACCUGCAACACCCAUGUUGGCGCUGCAGGAGAAAGCCGGGCCUAAUUCCACCGGCAACUCUUCCGCAGUCGUACCCAGAGGCUCCACGCCACCCCCACCCUCUUAUAACGAGCUGCCCGCAAGGGGUGCGAGGAAGAAAAAGAAAAUCAUUUGCAAAAAGGAGAAAAAGGACGACGGUUCUACCGCGGGGCUUUCGGCUUUGUACGCAAAGCUGCUCGUUGUUUUGGGAAUCGCGCUGCCUGUCGGAGAAGUUCUUUCCGAUAAAGUUCCUUCCACGUUGGACCAAAUUUUCUACAUGUACCUUUACGCCGGCAGCUUGGUUUUCAUGAUGUACAUGUACGCGACGCUGCUGACGGACCGCGCCGUUUACUCCAUGGUCAGCUCGUACAGUAUUGACGUUGAGGGAGAUCAACGGGAAGUUUACGUCCGAGCCCAGAGGAGGAGAUGCGUUCCUGUCGUUCGCUACGGCAGCUUUUACCUGCGGGCGAGUGCCAUUGCGUUUGGAAUUGGCAGCAUGAUUUACUCUGGUCUGGAAGUUGCAAAGUACUUCGAACUGGACCACGAGUGCAGAAAAGUGAUGCUGGUCUUGACUCCAGCGACAAGGCUGGUGUUUACAAUUGUGCAAAUUCAAUUUGUGUUCCUCAACAACAGAAUUGAAAUGGGACGUUACAAAUUAAUCGCUCGUUUUGGCUUGAUGCACAUGGUGGCCACGAAUCUCUGCGAGUGGUUGUACGUGCUGGUCGAGGAGACCAAACACGAAAUCCACCACCUGGCGCACCACCUCAACACUUCCCAUCACGAGCUGUCGGUGGAAAACUCAACCCUGCUUUUGGCUCGUCACGCCAGGGCCGCGGAUCUGCAGGGCGAGUGUCUACGUCUGAACAUCCUCGGCUCGUUGGUGGAAAACGCCAGUCCGUACCUGUUCCCAUGCACCAUCGAGUACAGCCUCAUCUCGGCCGUGAUUCUAUACGAGAUGUGGCACAACGUGCACAAGGUGGUGGAAAAGAAGGCCGAAGAAGGCCGUCACACCGAUAAACAAGUCAACGCACACCACUUUUCCGUCGACUGCUCAGGGGCGCACAGUGGACUUUUCAGCGGCAUCAUCAUCCUUGUGCUCACUGCCAUUUCACUCAUCAUGUUUUUCGUGCUCAUCAGGGAGCCGACGCACGCAGACAUAGCAGUUUUUCAGGUGACAAUGUGCGAGCUGGUCCUGUACGCCUUGGCCACGGUGGCGGUGGUGGUGUGCAUGCUUCAGAUGCGCAGCCUGGAGUACCGCCACGGUUCGCAGGCCCUCGACUGCGUUUUGAUUGUGGUGGCCCAGACGGGCAUGUACGUGUACUGCCUCUUCUCGAUCGUGGGCAGCUACUUCAACCCGCUCGCGCCCAGCGGAGGCUUUUUGGCCGAGCUGUUUUCCCUGCUGCAGACCACGUGCCAGACCGUGUUCAUCCUGGACGCGUGGUGGCGCCGCAGCGAAAACGCCACCCAGGUGCGCAAGAAGCCCGGCCGCCAACUGGUCACCUUCCUGCUGGUCGUCAACCUGGCCAUGUGGACAAUCAACAGUCUCGAGAAGAACAGGGCCGAGUUCCGGCCGACGCACCUCGAGUUCUACGGCGUCUGGGCUUGGACCAUCAUCACACACGUCAGCAUGCCCCUGGCCGUUUACUACAGGUUCCACUCGACCGUGUGUCUUUUGGAAAUUUGGAAAACGGCUUUCAAACUUCGGCAGUCAGAGCAAAAGCAUUGAAAUUAUUAAAUUGUGUGCAGAAAAUGGUUCCUUAUACUAUUUUAAUUUGUUAAAUUCGAUGGCAGUUUUUAUUAAAACUAAAAUUAAUAAAAUCAAACUUUACUACAAACAAAUUGUAAUUUUUCCAUUCUCUGUUUAGUGAAUGUAAACGACAUCCUUUAAUUAAAUUAGGAAUUUGCCCUGGACAAAUUAACUAUAUGCUAUAUUUAAAACCACGCGAAAACAAGAAAUAUGUACAAAUUGGGUCUGAGUGAUGUACUCGGUAGACUCAUGGAGGGAAAGACGAGCUUAGAACUUAUCGAAACAAUUUUUCAUGAAAAAAUUCAUCGUGAAAAACAUUUCUUUUCAAUAAAUUUAUCCAUCUUCCACUCCAAAAAUUUUAUAUUGAAACUAGGAAUUAUUAGAGCAACAUUUAAUAAUUUAGUAUAAAUGUAUCCAUAGAACAAAAAAAAAAGA
Messenger RNA from Neocloeon triangulifer, 2738 nucleotides. Its product is annotated as proton channel OtopLc-like. Gene Ontology annotation, biological process: proton transmembrane transport. Gene Ontology annotation, molecular function: proton channel activity. The record is from RefSeq and is a predicted model, not a curated record. Bases 102 to 2282 code for a protein of 726 amino acids. Gene Ontology annotation, cellular component: membrane. Lineage: Eukaryota; Metazoa; Arthropoda; Insecta; Ephemeroptera; Baetidae. The transcript is spliced from 10 exons.